AUGAAGUCAGAAAUUGCAGAACUAUACUUCAGGGACAAGGCAAAUACUUGGUUCCAUGGAGUGUUCAGUGGCGGAAGUUCAAUUCCAUGCCCUGAGUUAUCAGUUGCUAUGUCUGAAAGAUUUGGAGAAGGAACCCAGAAGAAGCCAUUGAAAAAACACAUUAUCACAACAAAAGAAGUGAGAGCUGACCCCAAGAAGAUAGAGAGCCCGAUGCAGUGGCCAAGACCUGAGAAUGUCAGACAGUUAAAGGGAUUCCUUGGCUUGACUAGCUACUAUAGGAAAUUUGUCAAGAGCUAUGGGGCCAUUGCCAAAACUUUAACAGUUUUGCUAAGGAAGGACAGCUUCAAGUGGGGUAUUGAUGCUGAGGAAGCAUUUGAGAAAUUCAAGCUAGCUAUGUGCAGUACACCUAUAAUAGCCCUUCCUGACUUCACUCAGCAAUUUGUGAUUGAAACAUAUGCUUGUUAUAGAGGAUUAUAA
Molecule: messenger RNA, 477 nt
Organism: Coffea eugenioides
Lineage: Eukaryota; Viridiplantae; Streptophyta; Magnoliopsida; Gentianales; Rubiaceae
Exons: 2
Coding region: 1-477 (158 amino acids)
Source: RefSeq, a predicted model, not a curated record